AUGUCAGACUCGGCUACCGGCAGAGAGAGUGCGAGUGGCGAUGGUGACAGCCUGGUCCUCCGCUGCUAUGUGACCGGCUCGUGGGACGUCCACACUCGGACGUACUCGCGGAGGGUGACCAUCGAUGACGAGACGCGGUCGGAUGGGGCCCACGUUGCGCUGGCCCGGGCAGUUAUUGCGGCAAUGGAAGGCGUGCUUCCGCCAGAGCUGGCUCGAGAAGGCGCAGAGUUUGAGAUCGGCGCGUGGGACGAGGUACUCGGCGACUACGUCGUUAUCGAGUCGGACGCUGCGUCCAAGGAGCUGUUGGCUGCCGCCGGCGAUGCCGACGCCCGCCCACCGAGGCUGCGGCUGUAUGGCACGCCGCCGGCGGAUUGGACUAUGAGUCCGUCGCCGCCACAACGCGAGCCGGAGAGGCAAUCCGUCAUUGCUAGCGGCGGGACGGGAUCGCCAAUGCCGGCGCGCGCCGUCGACAACGACCACGAUCGUCAGCGUGAGCUUCUGUACACACGCUCGGGCUCGUCAAGUGAGUCGCGGUCUUCGUGGUCUGGAGAUGACAAGGCUGAAAUUGUCGCCGAGGCCAGCGGCUCCGGUUCGUCGGCAUCGCGUCCGGCGUCGUCGAGCUCGGUCCGCUCCGAGGAGCGACUGGCGGUGAAGACGGCGCUGCGCCAGCUGACUGCCGGCAACGACGGCGGACAAAAGCCAGCGCUCAAGCUCCCGAUGCGACGCAUGGACAAGUGGCGCAAGGGUGGGAACCGCGGCUCGCGGGCAUCCAAGGCGACACCAAGCCCAUCGGGCGCCGCUGCCAACCGGAUGUUUCCGCUCACCGGCGUGGUGGAGGAGUCACCGUUCACAGUUCCUGCCGACCAUCCGUUUGUCAACGGCCGGUACCGGCUUACCAUCUACGACUACUCGGCGUCGUCGAUUGCUAUGUUUGAGGCGCCGAAUGUCGAGUAUCUACAGGAACGACCACGGCCAGCGUGGGCCACCAUGCGCUGGAUCCACGUCGAGGGCAUCGACAAAGACAUCAUCGAGGCGCUGGCCGCCAUGUACGAGCUGCAUCCACUGGCAGUUGAAGACUCCAUGACCACACCACAGCUUGCCAAGGUCAUGCGGCUGCCAUCGCAGCUUUUUGCCGUCUUUAACGCCUUUCACAUGUACAUCCACGGCGAGGAUGAAGAAGCCGCCGCGGAUGGGCCGUCCGCAGGGGGAGGCGCCGGCUCGAUUGCACCGACACCAUCAGCUGUCGACGAAGGCACUGUCCUCGGCCGGACCGAUGCUAGCACCGGCUCGUCGCCACCGGUGAUGGGCAUGGAGCCGCUAGGCGUGGCUGGCGCAGGCAAGGAAGCCGCGUCCGAGGUCGGCUUGGCGUCCGACGGCUCUGCAGACUCAACGGCGUCGGAGCCACUUGCGGCUGUCGACCGGGCCGAGUUCCGAAUGGAACAGAUCGCGGUCUUUACCACUACGUCCGACCGCACGUGCAUCGUAGUUCAAGAGGGCAAGUAUCCAGAGGGCUCGUUUGUGGCGGUCUGGCAGCCUGUCCUAGCCCGGCUGAUGUAUGACGGCUCCAAGGUCCGCGAGCACGGCGCAGCCUUCCUACUCUACACCAUCCUCGACUCGGUGGUCGACAACGUAGUGCCGAUCACCUCGUACUGGUCGCUGCAGCUCGAGGAGCUCGACCUCGCGAUGACGACCGACGUGCUGCCGACGGCCGUCGAGCAGUAUGCGACGGCGGUGCGGUCGCUCAAGCGCGAGCUGAAGCUGCUGCGGCGGCUGCUGUGGCCGAUGUCGGCCAUGACGAACCGCCUGCAGAUGGAGGACGAUGCCGUCGAUCCCACAACCAAGCUCUAUCUCUCGGACGUCGCCGACCACAUCAAGCUCAACAUCGAGGCCAUCGACACGUACAUCGAGACCUCAGACUCGCUCAUCGAGUUUGUUACCGACGCCCAGAACCGGCGGAUGAACGACGUGAUGAAGACGCUCACCGUCAUGUCCACCGUCUUUCUCCCGGCCUCGUUCAUGGCCUCGGCCUACGGCAUGAACUUUGACGACAUGCCCGAGCUCGGCUGGGAGUGGGGCUACCCAGGCUUCUGGACCAUCGCCAUCCUCCAGGCCGCCUUCCAGAUUCUCUACUUUCGUCGCAUCGGCUGGCUCUGA
Messenger RNA from Thecamonas trahens ATCC 50062, 2154 nucleotides. RefSeq names its product magnesium and cobalt transporter CorA. The transcript has a single exon. Bases 1 to 2154 code for a protein of 717 amino acids. Gene Ontology annotation, molecular function: magnesium ion binding; magnesium ion transmembrane transporter activity; cobalt ion transmembrane transporter activity. NCBI's taxonomy places the organism in Eukaryota, Apusomonadida, Apusomonadidae. Gene Ontology annotation, cellular component: membrane. The record is from RefSeq and is a predicted model, not a curated record. Gene Ontology annotation, biological process: transmembrane transport; metal ion transport.